ACUAUAAACUUUUGUAUUCACGAAUAUCUCUUGUGAUUUUAGAAAGUUGGAUCUGGCAAGAAAAUUGGAAUACAGUUGAGAAGAAAUCAAUAAUCGAUCAUUCAUGGAGUCGGCGUCGAUUGCAGUUACAGGAGGAGGAAACAACGGAAUCAUAAACAAUAACAACGUCAAUAUCAACAAUGAAGGAUCAACUUCUGAUGACGCAAAGCAAAAUCUAAGUGACGUCACAAACUCCAUUGAAAAAACUUUGGGGAUUCUUCAUCAACUUUACCUUAGUGUUUCUUCCUUUAAUGUCGCUUCGCAAGCUCAACUUCUUCAACGCAUAAAUUCAUUGGUGAUGGAGCUUGAUAAUAUGACGAAAUUGUCUAAUAAAUGUAGUUUUCAAGUUCCAAUGGAGGUUCUCAAUUUAAUUGAUGAGGGAAAAAAUCCCGACGAAUUUACCAGAGAUGUUCUUAAUAGUUGUAUUGCGAAGAAUCAAAUUACCAAAGGCAAAGCUGAUGCUUUUAAGAGUAUGCGGAAGUACAUGCUCGAGGAACUUGAGCAAGCUUUUCCUGCUGAAGUAGAGGCUUAUAGGGAUGAACGUGCUUCAGCUGCUGCUGAAAGGAAAAGGAUAGAGCAAGCCCAAAGUGCUCUGCCUAAUGGAGAUGUGAAGGUUAAAAGUGAGCUGUAGUUUAACGUUUAUGCAAUCUGCAAGAAAUCUGGUUUUGUUUCUUAUUGUGAGAAUUGGUGUAAUCUUGAAGACGAGUAUUUUAGUGUAAAAAUGUUUGUAUAAAUGAAAUAUAUAUACACAUUUUGCUUCAUUACCAGCUUUCUAUUAAUUCCUGAGCAGAACAUGUGAGUAUAGUCUUUGAAUAUGCUCUUCUGUGUAUUCUCAUUUUUUUUAUAUGUUAUGGAUUUGUCAAUGUAUAUGUUUGUCACUUGUAAGGUUGUGCAAGAUUAUAAAUUUUUUAUUUCUCUUGAGUUUGGCUA
This is a messenger RNA of Amaranthus tricolor (Joseph's coat), 969 nucleotides long. Its product is annotated as mediator of RNA polymerase II transcription subunit 10b-like. The record is from RefSeq and is a predicted model, not a curated record. NCBI's taxonomy places the organism in Eukaryota, Viridiplantae, Streptophyta, Magnoliopsida, Caryophyllales, Amaranthaceae. Gene Ontology annotation, biological process: positive regulation of transcription by RNA polymerase II. Gene Ontology annotation, cellular component: mediator complex; chromatin. Gene Ontology annotation, molecular function: transcription coregulator activity. Bases 104 to 670 code for a protein of 188 amino acids. The transcript has 5 exons.